This is a messenger RNA of Thunnus maccoyii (southern bluefin tuna), 1105 nucleotides long. RefSeq names its product geminin DNA replication inhibitor (gene gmnn). The record is from RefSeq and is a predicted model, not a curated record. The transcript is spliced from 7 exons. Gene Ontology annotation, biological process: negative regulation of cell cycle; negative regulation of DNA replication. Gene Ontology annotation, cellular component: nucleus. NCBI's taxonomy places the organism in Eukaryota, Metazoa, Chordata, Actinopteri, Scombriformes, Scombridae. Bases 122 to 838 code for a protein of 238 amino acids.
AAACGUCUUUACCACGUGACUGAAUGGGCGUAUUUAAGCCCCUGGCGCGAGAUCUACAGAAGAAAGAAAGGCUUCCGCCACAACAACGAGGUUACUUCUCAUCAAUAGUCUUUGGAAGAAAAUGAGUGGAAAGCUAAGCCACAACCAGCAGAGGUCUAAUGAGAAUAUAAAGAGCUUUUUCAGCCCAUCUCAAAAGGCAAUGGGCCCCCCCAGGCAAACACUGCAGGUCCUCCAACUCUCAGCUGUCAACAAAGACAUGGGAAGGUCUGCUAAGGCAGGAAAGGUCAUUCCCAAACGGAAACAAUGGAGCGCAGAACAAACCAGAGGUCCAAAGAGGGUGAAGGCAGAAGUCAAAUCAACCCAAACAGAAGAAAGUCAGUGUUUGACAGAUGGCAUGUCCAAUGAAGCAUAUGAACUCAUGGUCAAAGAAACACCACCUUCCACUUACUGGAAAGAGGUAGCUGAGGAGCGAAGGAAGGCCUUGUACAAUGUUCUACAGGAGAACGAGAAGUUACACAAAGACAUCGAGGCCAAAGAGGAACAGAUAACAAAGCUUAAGGGUGACAAUGAAGAGCUGCAAGAGCUGGCACAACACGUACAGUACAUGGCUGAUAUGAUUGAGAGGCUGACUGGUAAGAGCCCAGACAAUCUGGAGGAAUUGAGGGAGAUGGCCCUUGAUGUGGAGGAGGAUGAGCAUGAAGAGGAGGAUGAGUUGGAAGAAAAUGACGGUGAAGUGGCCCAUCAGAGUGAGGAAGAAGACUCUGAUUAUAGUCAGAGUGAUGCAGAGGAAGAACAGACCUCAGACCAUGAACAAGCGGGACCCUCAGAGCAGGAUUAACUGACAACUCUUGGCACAUCAUGGGACAUUGACCUGCUUAAUCAGGUCAGCAGAUUGUAGCCAGUGUGCUUUGGCAGCAACAAGUAGACGUCAUUUGAGUAACUAGCUUAUAAUUUUCUUUUUAAAAUGUACUUCAAACUGCAUUUUAAGCCUUUAACAGAUGGGGCUGUCUAUCUUUUUUACAAUAUUUUUAGCUUUUGCUAUCAACGCCUGUGCUGUCCCUACUGUGAAGUCAAAAUGUUUUGUGGAAGUCUAUUGAGGCAUUUU